Caenorhabditis sp. 36 PRJEB53466 is the source of this 1990-nucleotide messenger RNA. Lineage: Eukaryota; Metazoa; Nematoda; Chromadorea; Rhabditida; Rhabditidae. The record is from the annotation of a GenBank genome assembly.
AUGACGUCAAAGUAUUCAAACCCGAAGAAGAUCUACCUGGUCGAGCAGCGCAAGAAUCACGAGCUGAACCUCGAGCACAUCGAUGAAGAGAUGCGAAUGGAGCAGGUCCGUCAACUGGCGUCCAAACUGGAAUGGAGCGCACUUUCGCAACAAGUUCGACGCAAUUUGCUAGUGAGAUACUUCCCAAUUGACCAGAUGUUCAUGAAUCUUUCAGGAGAAACGGAAUACUCUGGAUGCCGACGCCAGAAUUGAUUUGUUGAAGGGAAUCGCGUUCAUGAAGACCAAAAUGCCAAUUGAUCCGGCUCUGCGCCCACAAGAACGCUUCAGAAUCAUGGCUGAAAGUCUUGCGUUAGUUUUUAUCUUAAAAACACAGAAAAUAACUGGAAAAUCGAUUAUUUCAGGUGCACACAAAAGGAGACGUCUCGUGGCUGGCUUCUUGAAAAUCCGGAGGUUACGUUGGACUUUACGAUGCAUGAGGAUAAUGUGACCGGAGUGAAACUCAGUUUCUGGAAUGAACCGGCCUACAUCUCGCUGGAAGCCAAACACAUGCUCGAGCACGGCGAGUACACCGAGUUCCGCAACAUGAUCUCCCGUUUGCUGGCAACUUACGCUAAGGACAUUGUUGGGUAGGCUGUAGUAUUCCAUUUUCAGCUCAUAACCUCUGUUUUUCAGUUCCGAGCGUACGCUGUGCAAAACUGCGAUGAAAAUGCUCGAGGUGCUCCUUUAUAAGUACUCCGCAGACACCAACUACAGUUCAGUGAACGGCACGAACUACGGAUACUAUCUGAGACGUGGAGAACUCAAAGCCGGGCGUCUGUACUAUCUCGUUAAGCCGCUCUACAAGAAAGCAAGCGCGAAACUCCGUAAAUUUCACCUCGACAAGACGGACCACGACGAACUGCCUUAUUUUGAGUUCUCCUUCGUCAAAAACGAUGGACCUUGCAAGCUUCCGGAAUACAUCGAGGGUGAUAUGUAAGUGAAACACACAGGUCUAGGCAACGAAUGUCUUUGUGUUUUCAGUGAAGAUUGGAGUAAGGAAACGGAGGCCGACGUGGCAGUCUGUCUGAAGCUGUCCAAAGGAGUUUUGAUGAGCGAGGCCACGAGAAAGAAACUCGGAGCAAUCAGCGCCAAGACGGCGACAAUCCGCCAUUACACCAAUUGCUACCGUUUCAUGACCGGAGAGGUCAAAAUCAAGGAGGACAUGAGAAUGAUCACGCAGUUCCCGGAUGGAGCCCAGCACAUGUACACAAUUGAUCACGCGUCGUUCCGGAAUGACGACGACACAGUCAUCACUGAGAUUUUCCUGAAUAACUUGCAAGAUUUCCACGAGGUAACCGAAAAAUCCAGUCAUUCUUGAAAUAUAUUCGCUAUUUUCCAGGUUAUUGCACUCCUCCGCAACGAGUGCAUGCACAUGAGUCUCUGGGAGUCGAUCAUGGCCAUGUGCUACGAGAAACAGGGCAUUGCAGAGCACAAAGUCUCGGCGAUCGAUAUGCACGUUUUCCUAAGCAGAGAAUCGAUUGUGAUCUCAUUCAACACUAUUUACGCGCCAAUCAAAAGUGAGCUCUAUUCUGAUAAUGCAAACCCAUGUUUGUAUUCAGUGUACAUCAGCGACAGCGGAGUUCUGGAGUUCAAGGUGCAAGUGGUGAACGGAUUCACUGGACAGCAGAUUGCCGCACGCAUUGACGAAACGUUGAGCCGCAAACUCAAUGAGUACGUUUGCAACGAAACGUGAAAUUCUCGAUAAUUUGCUUAAAAGUGGUUGAGACACCCAUUUUUAGCAACUGCAUUGAACUUUUAGAGACUGUGCCGCACGCUUUUUGUUUAAAAAACCGCUUUUUUCAGGACUUGGAACAUUCCGGUGAUGCUGACGUACGCGGUGUCCGGUGAGGACUGCAAUCUCUCGCAGAUCAAGGUUCCGCUGCGCAAGGAGAAUCCGGAGACCCGUGCACGCACCCCGCCACCGCCAAUCAAGAGAAGACCUCGCAAAUGA